GUUUGGCAUUUUGACAAGAAAAGUGCGUGAAAAAAAACUUUCGUGGUGCGAGACAUUUUUGGAUCGCGAGUGUUUUCCCGAUGAAAUUUUCUCUAAUUUCGAUGCGUUUAUAGACAUUGCGAUCCGUUUUACUGACUUAUCGCGCGCGGAAAUGUUUUAAUCAUCCAAAUACAUCGGCGCGUGUGGAAACGUUCAGUGACGGUGGUAAAAUAAAGUCUAGGUUUGGAUCCGGCACUUUGUGUUUUAAAUUUCAGUAAGCCAAGAAAUUGGGCGGAAGUUUGAAAAUGUCGGAUGAAAACAGUACCGGUGCCAGUGAACUGACAAAAGAAGUCCCGGAGCCAAACGAAUUGGAUUCGUCAGAUACCAAAGGCGAUGACACUGUGCCUAAUGAUCAAGGAGAAGGAACAAGUGAAGAGAAUGUCGAUGAGAAGGCAUUGGAUAAAGAAGAAGUGAAAUCAACACAAGAUCUUCCGGAAGAGCAUUCUGAGGAGGACAAAUUAAUGGAAGUGCCAGGUAACAAUGAUCUUCCUAAAGUUAAAAAUGAAAUGGUAGACGAUUUUUACGACAAAUUGAGCGUCAGUAGUCCUGAACCAGGCGAACUACCCGAUGAUGAUGACGGGAUGCGGAUUCGUUCCAAGGAGAUCAAACCGGAACCACAUAAUGAUAGUGGCACCGAAGAUAAAUGUACAACUCCAGAUAUAGAUGCUUCCUUGAAAAUCAAAACCGAAAGCGACAAAACCGACAAAAUCAAAAGAGAAUCCCAUUCGUUGGAAAACAGCUGGGAGGAAGACUCCAAAAACCCAGAAGCUGUCACAGGAAGCCCCGAAUACUAUUCUGAUAUAUGUGAAGAUGUGCCGUCGCCUCCGAAGACGCCUGAGCCAAAACCGGUGGACAAAUUCGAGCUCGAACCACCAGCCAAAAAGCUGGCGAGUAUUUUCGAGAAAAAAGUGAAGAAAGAAGACGGAGGUAGUUCCGAUGGAAUAUUACAAGAAAAGUUGAAGCAAUAUUUCGGACACAGUGAAUUUAAGAGUACACUGCAGAAGGAAGCAAUUCAAACAAUAAUUACAAGAACACGGGAUGUUUACGUAUCGAUGCCAACGGGUUCAGGAAAAUCAUUAUGUUUUCAACUUCCCGGUGUAAUGCAGGACAACCGAGUCACAAUAGUUUUCUCGCCGCUACUGGCUCUGAUCAAAGAUCAGCUCGAUACGUUGGCUAAGUUGAAAAUUCCAGCGGAUUCAAUCAAUUCCAAAAUGAGCAACAAGGACCGUGAUCGCGUACUCAACGAUCUGAAAAGUAUUCGCACCGACAUACGAUUUCUAUAUAUCACGCCAGAGCAGGCCAACACGUCUACCUUCAAAGAGCUCAUGAAGAUGCUGGUCAAACACAAAAAAGUAGCGUAUGUCGUCGUCGAUGAGGCACAUUGCGUCAGCGAAUGGGGCCACGACUUUCGCCCUGACUAUCUCAAGCUGGGCCACCUACGAUCAGAGUAUCCGUCGAUUCCAUGGAUUGCAUUGACUGCAACCGCUUCCAAGAAGGUUGUCGAAGACAUUUUCAAAAACUUGAGGCUUAAAGAGCCAAUAGCAAAGUUUAAAACUUCUUGCUUCCGGAAGAAUCUCUUCUACGAUGUUGUGUUCAAGAACUCAAUUCAGGAUGAUUACAUCCAUUUGCGGGAUUACAUCGAGAGCAUCUUGGACAAAGACGAUAAGGAUGUCAAACCGAGCAAAAAGGCAUGCGGUAUUAUCUAUUGCCGCACACGUGAAACGACGGAACGGGUAGCUAACAGCCUUACGAAGCUUGGCCUCAAAACUGCGGCUUACCAUGCAGGUUUAAAACAAUCUGAACGCGUUGCCGUACAGGAAGACUGGAUGGACGGUAAAUAUGCCGCUAUUUCAGCCACAAUCAGUUUCGGAAUGGGUGUGGAUAAAGGUUCCGUCCGAUUUGUUAUUCACUGGGACAUUCCACAGAGUGUGGCUUCGUACUAUCAGGAGUCCGGGCGAGCGGGUCGCGAUGGGAAGAAAUCUUUCUGUCGCGUGUAUCACUGUCGAGAUCAGUGCAAAUCGAUCGACUUCCUUCUGCAGCAAGAUCUGCAGAAAACUAAAGGCUCAUCAAAGGAGGAAAAGGCUAAACUGGCUGUGAAGAAUUUUGAAAAAAUCGUCCAAUACUGCGAAUCGGCAAACUGUCGACAUAGACUAUUUUCGGAUUUUUUUGGCGAUGACCCACCCGAUUGCGAAAACAUGUGCGAUGUUUGUAGUAACCCGAAAAAGGUUGAAAAAGCCAUCGAAACGUUCCAAAAAUUAUCGGUUUCUGGAAAACUGAAAACUAUAAUCGGGUACGAUGACGACUGUUCGGAUUUAUAUGAAGGUGGUCGCAAGGGCUUCGAGGAAGCUUAUAUGGCCGAGGAAGGAGAGGGCGAUGAAGGGUUACGUGAGCAACGCGCCAAACGGGAAUCGGAAUUAUUAAUUCAAAAGCAAUUUGCUCUAAGAAAAGCUUCUGCCGCUAAGGAAUUAGAAAUGCACAAAUCCGCAUCCAUCAGUCGGGUUAAAUUCGCACUGCAAACUACAGUUAAGGUCAACGGACUGACGAUUGCUUCCCGCGAAAGCAACUUAACCAUGUUGGCUGAUCUACUUAAAACGAAUGUCGAAGCAUGUAAAGACACUGAUCCACCGGAGCAUGAGCUGGUGUACAAAGACUUUGAAGAUAUUGCAAUGGAGAUGGAAUAUGAAGCAUUUACCACCAACACUGUUGCGAGCCUGUACAGGAGAUCCAUAGUGAAACAUAUAACCGCCAUAAAAGCUACAACUUCGUCCGGCAUGUUACAUCCAGAUCUGAAACACUAUACUCCAAAACCCCGUAAUUCCGUGGGAGGUGAGUUCAAGACCAUCGAAGCUGACCUGAAGCGUAAAUACGGAGACGAAAUUGUCGAUGAACUACGUGAAACCGAGGAACGUCGUUCCAGUGGCCACCGUGGUAGUACAAGCAAUGGUGACCGCCGGCGAGGUGGCGGAAAGUUUAGCAACUCAGGGCGCGAUGGAAUGAAUCAAACUUCGCUCAAUUUUUUCUCUAAGAAGGGCACGGGUGCAACCAGUAACAAUGCUGGAUCAUCAAGUUUGGCAACCCUGGACGAUAAUGAUAUGUGGGAUGAUACAGAAUCGGCUGGACCGAGUACUGUGGUGGAAGCUAAACCGGUGAACGAGAAAGCUGAUCUUAGUGCAUCACGACGGUCACCUUCAAUAGAAAUUGUUUCCAGUGAUUAUUCUCACCGAUCAAGAGAUUCAAAAGAUGAUUGGGACCGCGAAGAGCACAGGCAAAAGAGGAAAACUAGUACCAAAUCAAGAGAUGCAUCUAGCGAUCGUUCGCGAACACCAAGAGAAAAAUCCCGUGAGAAGUCACGGGGGAGAUCUAAAGGAAAAUCUCACCAUCGAUCAAGAGAUAGAUCGAGGUCCCGUGAGCGACACUCAUAUCGUUCGGGAAGAUCACAUUCAAGAGAUUAUGAUGACGAUCGACGACGGCAUAGAAAAUCAAGAAGUAGAACUGAAGAGGAAGAUGAAUACAAAGAUAGGAGAUCCCGCAAAAGAUACGCAAACGAGUACGAAGAAAGACCCCCUACAAAACGACCUCCUUCUCCUAUAGAAGAAUUUUCCUAUGGUAAACCGAAACGCGUAUCUCAUUAUGAUCGACCGUCUCAUAAUGAAUUCAAAUCAUCCUAUGGAAGUGAUCGACCCUCCCCGGUUCCAUACCAAAAUGAUUUCAAAUCAUCUUAUGGAGGAGAGCGACGCUCUCCGAUUCCCCACCAAAAGGAAUUUAAAGCUUCUUAUGGAGUAGAGCGACCCUCCCCACUUCCUCCUCAAAAAGAAUUCAAACCAUCCUUUGGAGGUGGAAAAAAGUUCAAUAGUUAUGAACCAACUUCAGCCACUAGCAAUUCGUUGCUUUCAAAUGAUGACAUGUGGGAUGAUGAUACUCCGUCGAACACAAAAGAAUCGACGUCAAACAAGGUAUCUGAUUAUGCUCCUCCUCCUCCACCACCUCCAACGACAGCGAAAACGCCUCCUCCGCCGCCUCCUGCUAGUGGAGAAUCCAGUUAUUCCUCCGCAUACUCAACCUACAACCAAACAAGCACGCAAUCUGCCUAUCAGCCACCUCCUCCACCUGUAAUAUCUCCUUCUAGAGAAAAGCCAUCUUCCAAGAAAAGCUACGAUUAUUUGUUUGAAGCCCCCGUAGAGAAACCUCCCAGUCAAUAUGAGCAUAAAAAAUCGUCAACCUCAACUUCAAAUAUCACCGCCGCAUCAAUACCCGUAAAAUCCAUAACAGCUGCCCAGUUCAAUACCGCGGCUCAGAUCCAUGCCACUUUGCAGAAACUGAACGCUGCAAUGUCUAACGCGGCUCGAAAUGGCUCUACUUCAUCGUCCUCGCCAUCAACAUCUUCACUGGCGGCCACCCUAGCGGCUAUGAAAAAGACAUCAUCCACCGCUACCACCAGCGCGUCAUCGCUGAAUAACAGCAGCAGCAGUAGUAGCAACGCUAGCACCAGUAACGCCACCAUUGCAUCAUCCUCUAGCUCUUCUACCUCUACCGUAACGGCACCAGCCGUGACUGUCGUUAAGCACACUAAUCCCGAAGCGAGCGGCAAAAUGCAAAACAUACAACUAGAGCAGGAGAAAAUUUCCAAGAAAAACCUAGCUGACGUCGUUAUUCGCUUCCUAAUGCCGUACUACCGUCAACAGAAAAUAAAAUCUAAGGAACUCUUCAAGGGGCUGGCGCGGAAUAUCUCUCACAAGUUUUACGAUGUCGAAGUCGUUGUGGAUCGUAAGGUGAAGAAAUACAUUGACGACCUGAUGACACACAAAGGUGUGAUAGCAAGCGAAGCAGAUUUCCCUAAUUAACACACGACCACCCCCGAGGAGCCGGUUAAGCCACAAAUCCCAUGUAAAUAAGUUUCAUACAGUAACAACCAAGUGAUGCUUUCAUUUCACUCAUAAUGCACGGCAAACAGGUAAGACUAGUGACAACGCCGUGCGUGCUUCAUGGUGCAUCUAGCUCUAGUGUGAAUGAUAAUUAGUAGUUGGAUAUCGUAGCAUCGAAAGAUUUAUGAACCUUAUAUCUUGUAGAACAAGAAGUACGUUUGAUAAAACUCGACACUUACCAUCCGUAAAUCUGUAUAGCGUAGGGAAACAUUUCAAUAUUUAUUGUUGAUGGAUUUAUUUCUUUCUUAAAUAAAUAAAUAUAGUUGUAUCAUUUCGUGGUAGUGUAA
This is a messenger RNA of Armigeres subalbatus, 5248 nucleotides long. Its product is annotated as ATP-dependent DNA helicase Q5-like. Gene Ontology annotation, biological process: double-strand break repair via homologous recombination. Gene Ontology annotation, cellular component: cytoplasm; nucleus; chromosome. The record is from RefSeq and is a predicted model, not a curated record. Gene Ontology annotation, molecular function: four-way junction helicase activity; 3'-5' DNA helicase activity; ATP binding. NCBI's taxonomy places the organism in Eukaryota, Metazoa, Arthropoda, Insecta, Diptera, Culicidae.